UAAUUUCAAUUGAGUAGAAUGAGGGCUGAGUUGAGUUUCAACGAUAUAGUUCAGGUGCUUAUGUCCUACUUUCCCACCUAUUUUCAAGGGCAUCGCCAACCAGGGGAGUAGAGAGGGGGUACGGGGCGCUGUAUUCCCCGAAACUUUGUCCGUCGCCACAAAAAGGAUUUUUGCUGGGCAAAGGAAAAACUUUUUCACCAUGUAGUAUAAUUGUAACCUUUUCAAAAGCUCCCGCAAAAUCAAAGCUUCUCAGGCUUCAUACCUUUGCAGUGGAAUGGCAAUGGAAGUGCUUGCGAGAUCAGGUAUGUUUAUUGCAAUGUCGUAUAUUUGCUAAUUGUUUCUGGAGCUUUGCUGCUUUACCCAUCCGUUUUUAUUCUUUACAAUCAAAUAUUUAGGCAUAUGCCAUAUAAUAUCUUCUGUCACAGACAUACAAAUUGUGGCUGUCUGUCUUCUUGUUUUUUCAAACAUUUUUACACCAAGAAUGCCUAGCAUCUAAAUUAAUUCAAACUUUAGAAUUCAAAACAGUGUUGUUAAAAUCACACGUCAAAACUUGUGGGGGAGGAAUUUUCCAGCUACAGACAGUGAAAAAUUGUGUAAUAUUUUCAAAUGCCAGUGACAUUUUUCUGUCAUGAAAUUUAUCUUCGGUUCUCAUGCCAACCUGAAAAAUAAAGUGAUAGAUUUUAACGUGAUUUUUGAGUUCUAGGUUUCAAAAUACCCCUAAUUUUUUCAAUUUUUUCCGAUUCAACUCAUUUCUUAUAGCAAUCUUCUUAAAAAUUGUAAAAUACAUAGAGCUGGGGUUUGACUUUCGUUUUGCAUCGAUAAAUGUUUUCAUGAUGCUAUUUAAAUUUGAUUUAAAUUAAAUGUCUCAUUGGCAAUUUCAGCAGCAUUAUUGAUAAAAUGCUUUUUUUAAAAACUCAACGAUUACUACAAUUAUAGAUCCACAAUUUUAAGUUACAACUCCACCAAGUGAAUCAGUUCCACGCUUACUUUAGGCCCUGCCUUUGAUUGAACACGUCUGAUAAUGACCGAGAAGAAAAUUUAUAUCCAGGUCUGGCUCGAGCGUUCCAUUGGUUCUUUUACACCAAUCAACGACCAAAACCUCUAUCCUUUUUGAUGAGUUAAAAAAGGAGAAAAUUAACUCUUUUUGUCUACACAAUUAGGGGGCUUUUUGACGUAAAUUGAUUCCAAAACUCCUAAAUGUAGAGACAAUCUUGCUUGCACACUUGCUUUGAAGUUGGCGUCACUAUCUGUUUUGACACACUCAUUUAUUUGUGAGCAAAUGUUGACCAAUUGCUGAAUCAUCCCCCCCCCCAAGUACUCGGCAGGAUCAAUUUUGUAUUUCGUCUAAAUUCGAUGAGAAAAUGUUGGGGGAGGGGCAAUAUUUUGGCAACGUACUUUUACUGAUGAAAUCCUAUUAUUUUCAAUCUGAGUUUACGUCACCAAAAGCUAGUCAUGGGCGUUCUCUCCGAGUAAACUUGGCGCAAGGGCGUGGACUUUUGCUUUGUCCUCCCAGAUCUUAUUGGCUUGCGCCGCCAUUGAAUUAGACCACCAUUCAGGCUCAUUAAACUCUCUUUUUCAGUUUUAGUCGCGGUACUUGUUACAACAAACAUAGAGCGCAAAACCAUCUUCUCUUCUUGAUUCUGAUGAAAGUGAAAAAUCUCACUCGAGCUUUAGUUAGGCUCAGGCAAAAUAGAUAUAUGUUGGGUGAAUUUCUGGGCAUCAUGCUGGGUCGAUUGGAAAUCUCUGUGUUUGUGUGUCAAGUAUUUGAGUAAAAAUUGUUGGACGAAUCCUGAGUAAAAUGUCGGAUCGUUGGAAUUGAGUCAUUCGUCACAAAGAUGUUGAACUCAGCACUUCUCUUGUACAGGGCACUUCCUUUGUCCGGAAACGAAGGAAACUUUUUUUUACCUUCAACAGAAAAAGAGUCAUAAGCAAUGGAGGAAACUUGAAGUAUUAUUAAUGUUGCUAGCAGACUGUGGGAUUGGGGAAUAAUCAGGAGAUCUUGACUCUUCCCGUGAAAGUAAGCAAAAACAGUUCUUGCCUAGAUAAAGAUUAGCCAAAACUUCAAUUGCCCUACGUUUGAUCCUUUUUAAUACUUCAAAAUUCUAUAAAGAUUGACUCUCGAUCAUUUUGCAACUUGCCAAAUGCAAAAGAUAUCUGUUGACCCUAGCUAUUUACAUUUUGCCAUAACUUCAUCGCCGCACACGGCCGAGCUAUUUCUGUUGCUUAACUCAGUCAUUAUUCCUUGGUAUGAUUUCAAACAAAAAGAUUUACCUGCAAUGCACUUAUUCAGUGAUUUUUUAUGAGUUUCCAGUGCCGUCGGAACAAAAUUCAUAAACGGGAGGGUGGAGGGCGCUGCCCAUUUUAUUGCUUCCCAUUCAUUACAUAAUUAUAGAAGAAAUAUAGUACAAUUUAGCAAUUAUUAGGGGGCUCCAGCCCCUUGCCCCCCACUUCCGACGGCCCUGAUUUCUUUCAACUCUAGGAUAAUGAUUAUUCCUUUGGCAUCCACCUGUCAUUUUAUAGUAAGAAGAAAUUCUGUUUUCAGCAUUUUAUUUUUCAAGCCGAAAUCAUAAUCGCGUUAAAAUUGCACGACUCUGCCUAUCCAUUUGAUAAAUUUCCCUAAGAAACAUAAAGUUCUGAUAUGCAAAUAUUGCUAAACCUUAAUUUCAUUCACAGUAGAAAACUGACGCAAAACCUACGAGUCUAAAAAUCGCAUAAAACUUCUUCAUGCUAAAAAAGACGUUGGCCUAAGCUGAUUUGUCCUCUUCUGGUACUUUUUCGUGUGCCAAAAUUCCCAAAGGACCCUUUAAGCAAUCCAUUUGCACUGAGCGAAAAAACAGUUUUAUUCAAACCAUCGACAGUAGGGAACAGAAUAUGCUUGAAGCCGAAAUCUAACCAUGCUAUCAGCGCGCUUGAGAUUGUAUUAGUUUACAGGUAGCAAUGGCUAGGCCAUUCAGUCAUGCGAAUGAACAUUCGAUUAAGCAUGGACGGUGGCCUACCCUUGCGUACUAAACCUCAUCAAGGAGUUAUGCGUGUGCUCUUUAGCUGAGGUAAUGCAGUUGCUGCGUCUUCAAGGUAUCUCAAACGUAGCUUAUUGCGGCUUCAAACUGUAGAGUAGUGGAACAGUUAAUUUGCGUUUCUACAAAUAUUUCACAACGAUUAAGAAGAUAUUUGUGGGUUUUCGACAAGAAAGGAAUGUAAAGGGAGAGAUUCAUCGAAUCAAGAUUGAAGAUGGUCAUAUACAAGUUUAAUGCCGUCUUUCUUAUCCUUUUUGUUCAGCUUGUUCCUUUCUGCAAUGGAAAGGUGUACCUAAAGAGGGAGAAGAGACAGCAGCAGUAUGAUGUAAACCCACUAAGCGACUUCUAUGUUUCCGGUUCAGGCUCGGCUGCAGGGAGUGGCGUUGCAUAUAGCUCUGGCUUGUUCAAUGGUGAUUCUGGAAGCAAUGAAGAAUUAGCAGAUUCGAGUGGAGAACUAUUCAACGCAGAGUCAGAUAUCGAUGACUCAUUCGCUGAGAUUCUCGGCGACAAAGGCAGCGGAACAGAGCCAUUUGAAAUCAGUGGUCUUGAGAAACCAAACGUAGCUACAAAAUGGCUCACAAGAGUUUCCAAUGUAACUGAAGUGUCGACCAAUGAAAAUGCGGACAUCGUGAGAGGAAUGAAAGAUGGAGAAUUGAAGAUAAGUAAAAGGAGUUUGGCAAGCGAAAAACGAAUGUCAUUAUUAGAAGAGUUCUUUAAGUUGAUGGCUGCCCCUGAAGAAGUCAUAGUUACCAAAAGAGAAUCAAAUGGUGAAGAUGAUAAUUUGGAAAAUGAAAUCUUUGAGGGGGAAUUCGGCAUUCAAGAGAAGAGUCCAAGAGGAAAGGAGGAUUCCAGCAUUGAAAGGGGAAAGAGAAGUGGUUUGGCCAAAGAACGUGAGCUGAAAGUCAGGAAGAGAGAUGCAGAGGACCUGGGUGAUGAAACAUUGCCUAAUCUGUCAUAUUUAAAGGAGGAAAGCGAUGGUAGCAAGGUUUUGACACUUGAAAAUGACGAAAAGAGUGUAGAACUAGUAAAAAGGCACGUUAUGGACGGUGACAAUUCAGUGAGGUUUCUCAGAGAAAUCAACACAGAUGAUUUAUUCAGCCGCCAUGAAGAAGAAAUGCUAGAACGGAUAACAAGAGGAAAACGAAGCAGCAACAAGUCUAGGCCAAACAAAAGAGGUUUCCUUGACGACACAGCGAAAUCUGAAAUGCAAAAUUUUGAAUUUCCAGUGAUGAAACUGGUGACGUCAGACGCUGCUAGGCCUAAAAGAGCAAGUGAAGAAAAUGUCAUUGUUAAGCCUGAAAAGAAAGUUGGGGAGAGGUUUGAUAAACGCGAUGAGCACGAGAAUUUAAAAUCAGUACCUAAUUUAGAGCCAUCUAAUUCUGAGAAGGAUUUGAGGUACCUAACAGAUCAGAAACAUGAAAUUGAAGCGGUAUUUCUCAAAAGAAAUAAAGAAAGGUUGCAUCUUGAUAAAAGGAGUGUGAUAUUGGAUAAAGACAUUGAUGCUGAUACAUUCAUGGCGAACAUCGGCCGUCCAACAGCGGGGAUAAAAGAGAAGCGUCAUUUGAAAAACGAAGAUAUAAUAACGGGGGUUGCAUCGAUGCUGGACAAUAACGAAAUGGCCGAUUCUGUAGGGAGCCUUAGGCCACUGGAAAAUGAAUAUCUAACUAAUAUAAAGAGGAGUGAAGUUGACAAUAUGAGUCGGCCAUCUUUAAAAAUCCCAAGUGAUUUAGAAAAGCAUAAUAUUAAGUUGUCAAAACGUCAUGAAAAACCCACUUUAGCUGAAAACAGUGACCUUGGCAAAAUAGAACGCCAACAAAAACACGAGGAUGGUUCAAAAAGAGAUUUCCACGAUGAGAGUUUCAUUGGAACAUUCGCAAAGCCUACUCAAGUUUCUGGAUUUUGGUCUGGAUUGGGAUCAAAACCAAUAUUUCUGGAUACAACCAAAAUGCAAUCUUCUGAUGAAUCUGAAUCUGGUUCAGGAUUGAAUGAAGAUGGCAGCAAAGGAUUGAUAAAGGCAGCUGGCAAUAAGAGUAAGCACAGUAAGAAAUUGUUUCGUGGAAGGGCGAAGAAAUCGAAAAAGAGAUUUAGGCCCGAAGAAGCUGGGGAAAUAAUGGAUGAAACUGACAGUAGGUUGAGAAACGUAAAAGUCGGUAUACAUCAGAAACAUGGUAACGUUUUGAAGGAUUCGAAGAAAAAAGAGAAAGAAAGGAGAAAGAGAAUGGAUAAAGAGGGCGAAAAUGGGGAUGUCAAGAAUAAGAUCUCCCAGUCUGUUCUUACAUUUGAUGAAAUGCACGAAGUGGUGUCAAAAACUAGAAAAAGCAAAGCAAAUUUACCAAAAAAGCUCAAAAAAGAAGAAAGCAGAAAAAAGAAAAAUGACGGCGAUGAAAAUGAUGAUGAUGAUGAUGAUGAUGAUGAUGAAUCAUCCGGUGAUGACGAAGAGUCUGGAGACAAGGAUUUAGCAAGUAUCGUGAAAUUAAACGAUGAAGAUGAAGUUGUUGUUAAAACGCUCUCAGCAACAUACAAAGAAAACGAAAUCAUUGAUAAAAGAAGUAGAAUCAUGGUAAAAAGAGCACCGGGGGAUAACGGUUACGUUGGGUGUUAUGUUGAUGUUUUGCAUCCAGUAAGAGAUCUAGCUGUUCGAGCCGGCAUACCAUUUGUCACUAUUAACAACUGCAGAAGUGCAUGCAAGAGGACUGGAUACUAUUAUGCAGGCCUACAGUUUGGCUAUCUUUGUUUCUGUGGCAACACAUAUGGAAAAUAUGACAUGGCGCCCGAUUCAGAGUGUAACUACGCAUGUUCAGGAGAUGCCAACCAAACAUGUGGUGGCCUUUGGAGGAAUUCCGUUUACUUUACUGCUGGCGCUCCGCAAAAGUCAAACGAAGGACCCGUUCCAUUUUACCUUCCACCAAAGGACCAAGUGUCGACAGUGAAUUUCAAAAGGUCUGAAAUCCCAGAACCUCAGGUUCAAAACGCAUCUGCUCCGUCAAAUGCAUCUCUUAUCCAGCCAAUCAAUGUAAACAUAUCAGGCCCAGCUUUGCAAUCUCCUAGUGCUACGCAACCAAACCAAAUCACUGCCUCCAGUUCAGAUACAAGCAAACUACAAAACACCUCAAAGGAGGUUAUGCAAGAACAACCAGAAAAGGUCGAGAACACUAGUGCAGAAACAGACGAGAUAACGAAACCAGAAGGAGGCAAAAGAAAAGUUUUAAUGCAUUUUGCCUAUCUGCAUCCACAAAAGCACCACGAAGUGGCCCCAACUUUACCCCCGGCGCCAACGCCACCACUGAGAAUCGAGCCUCAAACUCGUGUAUUUAAAGGUGAAAUUAAACUGAAGCAAAAAUGGUUUGACGAAUUCAAAGACAAAAUGAGCACAAAGUCGUUAAUUUUAGCUGGAAAUGUAGAGCAAGCACUAAAGAACAUAUAUGCAAAUAGCAGUUACCAGAAAGAUUUCUUGAAGGCUGAGGUCCUAUCAUUCAGGGAGGGCCUUAUCAACAAUAAUCCAUACACAGUGACCAGGGUGAUUGCCGAAUUCUCUUUGACUUUUGACCAAAAUGCCAUUUCGCCGGAUGCCACAUUAUUCGCAAAAGUUCGGGCAACGAAGAAGCUUGAUCAAAUGCCCGUAUACUCAAAGUCCCUCAAAGUUAGCGAAUACCGAUUUGACCCGAACAGUCCAAACCAAGCAUUCAAAAUACCAAUAAAAGAGCCAGCUGACAACAAAGAUGUUGACGAAGAAGACCGCAAGAAGUCGAAUAUCGCGACCCCCGGGUCUCAGCUUCCCUCGGUCAAUGACCCGCUCUUCACCUCAACCACGCAGGUGCAGGCAGCGGGAACUGGUAGUAAUUCAAAUGGAAUGGAAGAAUUACAAAAAUAUUUGGCAAGCGAGAACAGCCUUCCCCCUGUUUCGCAGGAACAUACUAAUCUGUUGAAGGCGGAGGAACAGGCACCAGUCAAAAAUAGACAGGGGGGUUCGUCAAUGUCAGGUAAAUUCAAAGCUCGAAACAGCGCCCUGUCUAAAAGAAGUGAUGUGCCUACCCUGGAAGGAGGUCAAAAAAAAUUGCCUUACAUAUUGCGGCUGUUCUUCUGGAAGGAUAUGCUGGCGAGGAGGAAACGAAAUUCUACACCAGAGAAGAAAAUUCAGCCACUUCAACGGAGAAAACGAGAGGACGAUGAAGAUGAAGGGGUUUUACAAGUAGAUCUUGAAAAAAGAGAGAAAAAGACUGAUCUAAAACUUAGUAAAAGGUUUGAAGAUACACAAACCCCAUUGACUGAGGAGAGCUCGUUUGAGAGGCGGUUUAUGAAAAAAACGAAACGAAAAACAAAGGAUCUAACCACUGAAAAGGAACUAAGACGUUCAAAAAGGCGAGAUAAAUUGGAAGAUUUUGACUAAGAAAUGAGAUGUACUAGCGAAGUUUUAUUGCAAAAAUCAUAAAACUGAUAGAUAUCAGAAUGGCUAGCUAAUGGUAUGAGGCAAGUGAGACUAUCAAAGAGUCAAUGUUGUCGGUAAAGAUAUGUUUUUCAAGAAGACAAAAGUGUUACAUUGCUCAAUAUUAUGACAGGCAAAGAGGUACUGCGAAUGGUACACCGACUCAUGCAUUGGAUGUUUGAGAAACAAAAAAUCCGGUAAGAUUAGAUUGUUGUUGUAUAAGAACCUGCCUUCAGGUAUAGAAAAAGUUCAACCGGGAGAAAUUGUCGUUAGAAAAGGAUCGUGGCAGACCGGUAAAUUGAAACCAGCCUAAUGGCAAAUAAAUAUUAAAUGUCUUGUCCGCAUACUUCCACUUCAGCUGGCUUAGAAGCCUUUGUUAAACCUCGCGGUCUCGGUUUUGAAGAGGUGGCCCCUACUGGCGCGAGGACAAUGCCAACUGCAUAACGUGAUAGCCAAAAUAUAGCAGUUUCUUGUGAAGGCAGUGGAGUGGUGACCAGGGGUGUGAGUUGGAAGCCAGCGGGCAUUCUUUAGAAGCAGCAAGAUUUUUCGGAAAAUUCCGGUAAGAACAGGUUUAUACAAAUAAUAAACUGUUGUUUAAGCAAAAUUUGUCGAAAAUUGGUUUCUUUUGCCCCCUUGAAAUUCGACUGCCACGAAGCAUCACAACUGAAUGUACUUUUGUGCCUUAUCAAAAGUAAUAAUCAAUUUAAGAUAUUGAUAGUGGCAAAGCUCAUAUUUUGAGAGUUAAAUACAAGUAGUAAAUUGAAAACAUUAUUAGCAUACUAAAAUAGCCAGAGCUAAAUGUUUAAUUUUUGUAAUAAAAGAAGAAGUAAGUCUUGGUUAAAAUAUUGUUAAACUACGAUUAGUAUAAUUAAAAUUGGGCUUAAUGGAAAUCAUCUAAGUUUAAUCCUGUAACAAGCGUUAAAAUAUUUUUGAAUGAACUAUAAAUGAUAAAGUUUGAGUUUACAAUUUGUAAAUAUUUGAGUAAAUAGUAAUUUUUGUAUAUUUAUGUGGAAUUAACAUUGUCUGUAGUUAAUUUAAAGUCGGUGAUUAAGUAAUUUGAGAUUUGGUAAUGAUGUAAUCAACAUUAAUAACCAAAAUAAAGAAACUUGAAAAGACACCAAUUUGUGUUUUAUUCUCACGACCAAUGUCGCUUAAAAAGUAAAUUUAUCUCUUCACGAAAUAACCUCAUAGUUUUCUGUCAUCGAUUUAACUCACUCUGCUGGAAAAUAUUGUGCACGACACAUCUA
Molecule: messenger RNA, 8684 nt
Organism: Rhopilema esculentum
Lineage: Eukaryota; Metazoa; Cnidaria; Scyphozoa; Rhizostomeae; Rhizostomatidae
Cellular component (GO): plasma membrane
Source: RefSeq, a predicted model, not a curated record